Cryptotermes secundus is the source of this 4215-nucleotide messenger RNA. It is a transcript of the gene Cul5, whose product is annotated as cullin-5. Gene Ontology annotation, cellular component: SCF ubiquitin ligase complex; Cul5-RING ubiquitin ligase complex. Lineage: Eukaryota; Metazoa; Arthropoda; Insecta; Blattodea; Kalotermitidae. Gene Ontology annotation, molecular function: ubiquitin protein ligase binding. The coding region runs from base 84 to 2411 and encodes 775 amino acids. Gene Ontology annotation, biological process: protein ubiquitination; SCF-dependent proteasomal ubiquitin-dependent protein catabolic process. The transcript is spliced from 16 exons. The record is from RefSeq and is a predicted model, not a curated record.
CCACGUGACAAUAUGAAAACUGUAUAUUUUUUAUUACAAUUACAUUGAAACUAGACACUCAAUUCAUUUGGAUCAUCAGUAUCAUGGCGGCGAUGUUGAAGGAUAAGGGACAGCUUUUGUUUGAGGAUAAAUGGCCAGCCAUGAGACCACUUAUCCUUAAACUAUUGCAGCAGGAGCACGUAUCGAAGCCUGAGUGGCAGGAACUCUUUUAUUCGGUGCACUUGGUAUGCCUGUGGGAUGAGAAGGGACCACUGAAGGUUAAAGAGGCACUGAAGGAUGACAUAAUGGAUUUUAUUAAGAAAGCCCAACAGCGAGUACUUGCACAUCAUGAAGAUCAAGCUCUUCUGAAGGCUUACAUUGCUGAGUGGCGGAAGUUCUUCGCACAGUGUGACUACCUGCCAACUCCCUUCAGACAGUUGGAAUCAUCCCUUGCUGGCAAGAACAUCACUGUUCAAAAGAAAGGUCAAAGUGAUGAAAGCAUAGUAAGAAAGCUAAUGUUGGACAGCUGGAAUCAGAGCAUCUUUUGUGACAUUAAGCAGCGAUUGCAGGACUCAGCCAUGAAGUUAGUCCAUGCAGAGAGGAAUGGAGAGGCAUUUGAUUCACAGUUGGUUAUUGGAGUCAGAGAAUCUUAUGUCAAUCUGUGUUCUAAUCCUGAAGAUAAGCUUCAGAUCUACCGGGAAAAUUUUGAGAGAGCCUAUAUGGAUGCUACAGAAGAAUUCUAUAAAAUGAAAGCACCUCAGUAUCUUCAAGCAAAUGGUGUUCAGAAUUACAUGAAGUAUGCAGAUGCCAAACUUAGGGAAGAAGAGCAACGUGCGCAGAAGUACUUGGAGUCAUGUAGUGGAUCAGUGCAAAUUCUUACAGAAUGCUGUGUAAAUGCUCUAGUAACAACAUUUAAAUCUACAAUUCUUGCUGAAUGUGCUGAUAUGAUUAAAGGAAAUGAAACAGACAAACUCCAGUUAAUGUUUAAGUUAAUGGAUCGAGUUCCACUUGGUAUAGCCCCCAUGUUAAAAGACUUGGAGGAUCAUAUAGUGAAUGCUGGACUAGCAGAAAUGAUUGCUGCUGCUGACAUCAUUACACAGGAUUCUGAGAAGUAUGUGGAAAGGCUCUUGGAAUUGUUCAACCAGUUCAGCUUGCUAGUGAAAGAAGCAUUCAAUGAUGAUCCCAGAUUUCUUACUGCCAGAGAUAAAGCCUACAAACAAGUUAUAAAUGACACACAAGUAUUCCGAUUGGAACUGCCAAGUAAACAGACUGUAGGUAUAAAAUCUCAACCCGAGUCUAAGUGUCCCGAAUUACUAGCCAACUACUGUGAUAUGCUGCUAAGGAAAACACCUCUUAGUAAGAAACUUACCUCUGAUGAAAUAGAAAGCAAAUUGAGGGAUGUGCUAUUAGUACUAAAAUAUGUCCAGAACAAAGAUGUUUUUAUGAGAUACCAUAAAGCUCAUUUAACACGACGUCUAAUCCUUGAUACUUCAGCUGAUUCUGAAAAAGAGGAAAAUAUGGUUGAGUGGCUUAGAGAAGUUGGUAUGCCAGCAGAUUAUGUAAAUAAACUAGCCAGGAUGUUCCAAGAUAUUAAAGUUAGUGAAGAUCUGAAUCAACAGUUCAAAGAGCAAUACAGGAGCACAAAAGGUAGUAUAGCAGAGUCAAUUAAUAUCAAGAUUUUGAAUGCGGGUGCUUGGGCUAGAGGUAGUGAACGGGUCACAGUUUCUCUUCCUCUAGAACUUGAAGAUUACAUACCAGAAGUUGAAGAUUUCUACAAGAAAAAACAUAGUGGCAGGAAGCUCCAGUGGUAUCAUCAUAUGUCCAAUGGAACAAUAACAUUUGCUAAUGCAGUAGGAAGAUUUGAUGUCGACGUGACAACAUUCCAAAUGGCAGUACUCUUUGCAUGGAAUCAGCGCCCCGUUGAUAGAAUUUCUUACGAAAAUUUAAGGUUAGCAACAGAGCUACCUGAUCCAGAACUCCGAAGAACAUUAUGGUCUCUAGUGGCAUUUCCAAAAUUAAAAAGGCAAGUUCUUUUGUUUGCUCCUGAAGUUCAGUCUCCAAAGGAUUUUGAUGAAAAUACAAUAUUCUGGGUAAACCAGGAAUUUGCACUGGUCAAAAAUGGAAAGCUACAAAAACGUGGGAAAGUGAACUUAAUUGGUAGAUUACAGUUAUCAACAGAGAGAAGUAAAGAAGAAGAUAAUGAAAGCAUUGUUCAGCUCAGGAUACUUCGAGUCCAGGAAGCAAUUAUCAAGAUCCUCAAGAUGCGGAAACGAAUCACCAAUGUUCAGCUUCAAACAGAACUGGUGGAUAUCCUGAAAAAUAUGUUUCUUCCCAGUAAGAAAAUGAUAAAAGAACAAAUAGAGUGGCUUAUUGAGCACAAGUAUAUGAAACGAGAUGAGGAUGAUAUCAACACAUUCAUUUACAUGGCCUGAAACUACCUUCUUUUCUUGUGCCUCAAAAGUGUUGCCAGGUAGAAUGCUUAUUGUGAAGGGUAAUCGACGGUCCAGAGUGAACAAAACAGAGAUGCAAAAUAAAGGCAUUUUAUACCAGCUGUGCUAAGUAUGCUUGAUUAUUCAGCAUGUUUGACAGCAUCCAGAAAGAGUGAAGCAUUGUCAGCAACUGUUACUGCUUUCUUAAGACUGACCCACAAAAGAAACACGAUGUUAUUCAUAAUAAAAGGAAGUUGCAACAGCAAAAUGAAAUGUUAAUAUUGUUUGAUUAAAUUUUCCACAUGGAAAUACAUGCUAUGUUAUAUGUAUAUAAUAUUUCUAGAUUUUUUUUUGUAAUAUAUUCAGGAUAAACUUAUUAUGAACGUCAGUAAUACUGAUAUUGUUUGUAACAUUUGGUAUGGUAGGAACUUUCUUGUGGAAUAUUUCUAGUACUUGGGCCCUGUCGUGAUUUGGGUCACAGAGUUAAUAUUGCAAGUGAAUGACAUCAUCUUAGAAGUGCCAAGACAGUAACCCAAUUUGAUUUGUGAGGCCAGGGUGUACAAAUAGUUUCCUUUCAGAACACAUCAUGGCGCACAGUGCAUUAAUAUUUUUAUUAAUAAUCAGACUAUCUUCCUUCAUGUAGAUGGGAUAGUCUUUAAAUUGGAGAACAUUUGGUAUAAAGGAAAAUUAAUCUGUGUUGUAUUAAAUAUUAGCUAGAAGCAUUUAUUAGAAUAAGAGACACCAGGUAUACAAGCAGAAUGUAAACAUUAAUGAACCCCUCCACACAAACUUCUAGCAGACCUCGCUCAGGAGAUUUGCUGUGUGAUGCUCAUCUUUCAUGUAUACUUGCAAGUCAUUAUUCUGAUAAGAUUCUCUGAAGUUAUGUAUUCUAACAAAUUUUGAUCACAUGUGUAACACUCUGUGCUAAGUUAUUCUUGAAAGAGAGAAGCAACGCAAAUUGGAUAAUAAUGUCAAUGAGUAUGAAUUACUGAGCAAUAUAAGAUUCUAGUUGUGAAGGUAUAUAUUAGUCUACUUUAUGUGUUUGAUUUUCUGUACUGAUUUAUAUGUUUAAUUUAGAAGAAAUGCAAUGUGAAACAUUUUCAGUAAUGUACAGCUUGAUAAGAUUGGGCUUGAGGUUUAUGUUGAACACCACGUAAGCACACGUGAGCCGAGAUCUUCAAACUAUUUGCUUGAAGUAAUUACAUGCUCAUUAUCUGUAAGUCAAUCUAAAACUUAAAUUGUGGUGAAUAAAUAUGCAUCUGUGCUAGAAAGUAUACUACAUUAUUUUUCAGACAAGACACAGUUGCAAGGUGUUAUGUAUUUCUUGCUAUGUAGGAGUAUGAUCAUUAAGAGAUAAGCUCUUUUGUUUGAAUAUACUACUUAUGACUGAUAUAAUACUUUUAUAAUGCGUGAACGCUGACCACCAAAGAAAAAUUUGAUGACCUUGGAACACGCAUAUUUCUGUCAAAAAUGUCCAACAAUAUUUUUGCUUUUGAUCUUUCAUUUAAGCUGAGAUCCGAGCUCAUGCUCCCCUCUGUCACAUAUGCUGAAUAAAUCUCUAUUUGCAAUGGAACUGAAGUUCAUGGGUGGACUCUCACGGCUUGAUUAACUGCUUAUAGUGAUCUUUGACAUGAGCCUUACCAAAAUGCCCACUUUUGUUUCUACAUACUAAAAAUAUUUAUUAAUUUAUUGAACUAAAGAAUUUUAUUUUGUUCCCAGUGAAUAUGAACAGAACAAGAAACACAUUAUUUGAUUAUGUUGAGAGAUGUUCUGACCUUAUAGUUGUAUAAAGUCAUUGUUAAAAUCA